Messenger RNA from Polistes dominula (European paper wasp), 1111 nucleotides. RefSeq names its product Receptor of activated protein kinase C 1 (gene Rack1). The record is from RefSeq and is a predicted model, not a curated record. NCBI's taxonomy places the organism in Eukaryota, Metazoa, Arthropoda, Insecta, Hymenoptera, Vespidae. Gene Ontology annotation, molecular function: protein binding; ribosome binding; translation regulator activity.
AUGCGUGUUGCCUGUUUCCGACUAGUCUUUUAUGCUCGACAUUUCAACACGAGCGGAUGGUCCAAGUAAUCCGAAUACAUCUUUGAUUUAAAAAAAUUUAAUUGCAUUUAAGAUGACUGAAACUCUGCAAUUAAGGGGAACUCUUCGGGGUCAUAAUGGCUCGGUUACGCAAAUUGCGACAAAUCCGAAAUACCCGGAUAUGAUUUUAUCCUCCUCACGUGAUAAAACAUUAAUUGUGUGGAAGUUAACACGUGAUGACGCUAACUACGGUAUUCCUCAAAAGCGUCUAUACGGUCAUUCACAUUUUAUCAGCGAUGUUGUUCUAUCUUCCGAUGGAAAUUAUGCACUAUCCGGUUCCUGGGACAAAACUUUGCGCCUUUGGGACUUAGCUGCAGGCAGGACCACUCGGAGAUUUGAAGAUCAUACCAAGGAUGUCCUGAGUGUCGCAUUCUCUGUAGACAAUCGACAAAUUGUUUCGGGUUCACGAGACAAGACUAUCAAGUUGUGGAAUACAUUGGCAGAAUGUAAAUAUACCAUUCAAGAUGAGGGACAUACGGAUUGGGUCAGCUGCGUACGCUUUUCUCCAAAUCAUUCCAAUCCUAUUAUUGUAUCUGCUGGCUGGGAUUGCGUUGUUAAGGUAUGGAACUUGACAAACUGCAGACUAAAGAUCAACCAUAAUGGACAUUCUGGAUAUCUCAAUACAGUUACUGUUUCUCCAGAUGGUUCAUUAUGUGCAUCUGGUGGAAAGGAUUGCAAAGCUAUGUUGUGGGAUUUGAAUGACGGCAAGCACCUCCAUACUCUUGAUCAUAAUGACAUCAUUACUGCACUUUGCUUUAGCCCUAAUCGCUACUGGCUCUGUGCUGCAUUUGGACCAUGGAUCAAGAUUUGGGAUCUUGAGACUAAAGAAAUGGUUGAGGAAUUAAAACCUGAAGUUGUAUCUGCAACCAGUAAAGCAGAACCACCUCAAUGCUUGUCCCUUGCUUGGUCCACUGAUGGACAAACAUUGUUCGCAGGUUACUCCGACAAUACUAUUCGCGUAUGGCAAGUCUCUGUAUCUAGCCGCUAAUACUUUGUAAAAAAGUAGAAAAAUAAAAAAAAAUGUAAACGUCAA